Molecule: messenger RNA, 7257 nt
Organism: Anopheles funestus (African malaria mosquito)
Lineage: Eukaryota; Metazoa; Arthropoda; Insecta; Diptera; Culicidae
Product: transmembrane channel-like protein 7
Exons: 6
Coding region: 2155-5298 (1047 amino acids)
Cellular component (GO): plasma membrane
Molecular function (GO): mechanosensitive monoatomic ion channel activity
Source: RefSeq, a predicted model, not a curated record
CAACACUCAACGGAAAAAUUAAAUUUGAAUUUUGACAUCUAUUCAGCGCCCGGUUUGACGUUUCAGCGUUUCCUAGCAGUUUCAUAGAGCACGGUCUAAGCAGCAACCGGUCAACGGACGCAAGGUUUGUGCGGUAUCAGUUUUCUGUUUUGCUCUCCCGGCACGUUCUUGCAGUCAUAUUUGCAUACUUUCUUUUUCUAUUACCAUCCACCUAUUGUAUUAAAUCAGUGAAAUAAGAAAAUCAACGUGUAUUUACUAAUGAAAACAAUUUCGUAAGACAAAUCUAGUAUCAAAUGGAUGGCACGCAAAGAACUACCGUGUACGCGUGUGGUUGCUGACUCUCUCUCUCUCUCUCUUUCGUGAUUGUUGUUGAACUUCUUUCUCUCGAUGCUGACAGGCAAAACCUCCUUCUCUGUUUUGUGCUCAUUAUGUUACUCGCGCUCGAACCAAGCGGAUCCGCCAGCGGGUUUGUGGCUGUAUCGGAAACGCACCGUUUUUGCUUUCUUCAGCAGCGCGGGUGUGGAGGGAAACGCGAAGAAAACGAAGGGGUCGCUGAUCUAUUGUAUUCGUUGUGCAUGCAGGCAUUGUUGUCAUCACCACGCCGGAAAGGAAAACGAAUUGCAAUCAAAACCAACAAAAAACCGUCGAACGCGCAGUGUGUGAGAUCGCAUCGAGAGCAAAAAUUUUCACCUGAAUGUUUGUUCGGUAGUGUGUGCGUGUGUGUGUGUGGUUAAUUUUUUCUUCCUUCUUCGCAAGAGGUGUGACAACGAUAGAGGGUGGUGAAUGCGCGCAUGUGUAUACGUGUAUAGUAAGAAGAGAAAGGGCUUCAGCCAUCAUUUCUACAGGCGCCCGUUUGUUGUUUUUGGGGGUUGCAAAGAUUUACGUGUUUAAAAUGUGUAAAUGGGUAAAAAUCAAAUGCCGACGUAUUGCAAAACGUACAAAUCGUCACUUGCACGGGGUGAGUGUAUCGUGCGAAGGUGUCCGUGCUCAAGUGUUUGUGUAAAAGCGAUACAGGAAUGAAGCUUAAAAUGGUGUUGCGGUUAAAAGCAGCUUUUAAUGGGACAUACUAAAGGAUGCGGAAAAGAAAUUCCGUACAAAAAUCUCUAAAUAUCAACACCCCAAACAAGUGAAUACAAUUCCCACAGCAAUCCCCAAUCGCCCAUGUAUUGGUGAAAAUACGUUAAGGAUCCCCGGAAAAACGACCAUCCUUUCUGCUGCAGCUUUCGGUGCCCCCCUUCGACCGACUCAACAGAAGUGCUGCAUUGUGCAAAAGUGCACUCACCACACCACCUGUGCAGCACAACCCGCUUGAUGGUGGCAAAUCAAGAAAGUAGAACAAAAACCGGAAAAUAACGAGAGUGAGCAACAACAACAACAACAAAAAAUGCAUACCCAUGAUGCUGAUGCAGUGACGGUGUGCUGUGGUACAAUUGUAAACCACAGUAGGCGAGAUGUAGUUUCGAUUUGUCGCAACAACAGUGCGAUGAAAGGUGAAGAAAUAAAACCACACCAAGAAGCCACGCUGUGAGAUGAAAGUGGAAAGAGUAGAAAAUUUCGUUUGCAAGUGUGUGUGUGUGUGUUUGAUGACCGGUGUUAGUGAUAAUCAUAAUGUUGUUUGUGUGUAGAGUGCAAAAAAAGAAAAUGCAUAAUUUAAAAUGCAACUAAAAUAAAAAGGUGACAACCGUGGUGUUUUGCGAAAGGAAGCCAAAGUUUGACAGCUGGCGUCAAACACUGAUUUCCUGCCCUGGUUUGGAGUACGUGAAAGAUUCGUGUUCGACAGACAUUCUUUGGGCCACAUUCCGCGAAGUUGCUGCAGUGGUUUGGUGUGGAUUUUGUGCAUCAAGGUUUUUUUUUGUUGCAGCAGUCGCCUUCAAAUGGCGACCAUAGCCGGUCCGGCAUAGUCGUGGGCCCCUCGUAGGUUUGGCCCUUGGGCAAUAGAAGCAAUCUAGCAAUAAUAAUCGCAACAGACGUGUGGAGUGCAGAACAAAGAAUAGUACAGCCCACAGUACGACACACCCCGACACAGAGUUGAGUGGCAGUUGGGUAGUUUGGUGUGGAUGCUGGGCGGGAGGAAAUACAACGCAUAGACAGGAUUGCUUGCAGCACAUUCCAGCUCUGGGAAGGUAAGGCUCGGUAAAGCCGUGGACAUCAACUAUGUCCGGUGGUAAGGAUCGUCGAUCCAGGGCGAGCAAAACGCAAGGAUGGGAGGAAGCCGGUGGCGAGUUUUACCAGGAAAGCUAUCCUGCCGAUCUCGAGGGUAUGCAGCGGGAUCCAUCAAAGAUCGCGACCCUCUUACCGUCGAAGCAAACGCGCAAUGCCACUACGAGACGUGCCCGUCCAACACAAGGUCAGGAUACGAAAGGCGGUACCAGGCGGAGGGCCAGCUUCUCUACCGUUGCACGCCGCGGUUCACAGUAUCACGAAAUGCAGGUGGCCACCCUUCCCGAUCUGUCAGAGAACCUCAUCAACGAGGAGCGAACAUGGGAGGAGAUCCGAGAGAUCAAAUCGAUGCCAGUUCCGAUGGCACAGAAGCGAGAAAUGAAGGCCCAACUACAGAAUGCCACUAAGCUCCGGUUGCAGGGAUUCGAGCAGAUCAAAUGGCGGCGGCGGAAAGCAUGGCAAAGCUUUCGUUCCAAAUGGGGCGAAUAUCAAACGAAGCUAGAGCUUUGGCGAAUGUCGCUGAAAACGAUCGAAGGAAACUUUGGUACCGGUGUCGUUGCGUACUUUCUCUUCCUUCGAUGGCUUGUCUUCCUCAAUCUGUUGCUGUUUCUGCUCAUAUUCGCUUUCGUCGUACUGCCUCAUCUAGUGUUGCGCGAACCUAGCGAUCUACCGUGCGAUCUUGUGGCGGAACCAACGUCCGUUCAAUGUUGCUCUGAGAGCUAUGAGAACGUUACACGCACGGCACAGUUCUCCGUGCUGGAUCUCAUUCAAGGGACGGGUUUCAUGGAAGGUACGCUACUGUUUUACGGCAUGUACACGAACCAAAUCUACGGUUACAGUCCAAUGGAGGAUCGAGCGUACCAAAGGGCACGCUAUCUGCGUGUAUCGUCGGCAGCGGCCAAUGCUUCGCGAACCGGCAUGGAUGCUGGUUUAUUGGAGGAGAGAGCAGAAGCGCUUGACACGGAGAGGCAAACGAUUCUGUACUACGAUUUGCCGCUUGUGUACGUCAUUAUUAUAGCCAUCUACUACGUGAUAACGCUGGUCGCAAUCAUGCGUGCGGUUGUGCGUCAAUUUAAGGAUCGUAUCGCCGAGGGUGAAGGAUUGUUUUACCAGUACUGUAAUCUGGUAUUCGGCGGUUGGGAUUUUUGUAUCCACAACCAAAAGUCGGCCGACAUUAAGCAUAGGGCACUGCACAACGAGAUAAAAUCAUUGCUCUACCAAAAACGGUUUGAGCACGAGCGUAACAAUCGAUCGCGCGAGUUCAUGCUCAAACUAAUCGCCAUCCGUAUGCUGAUCAAUCUGAUUGUAUUUAUAAUUUUACUGCUCGCCGCAAUCACGAUCUACGUCUUGUUCAACGUAUCGCUGGCCGAGCUGGAGCCUAACUUUACGCCCUCACAUCCGGUUAGCUUUAGCGAGAGUAUCGGUAAUCGAACGCUGUACAUGAGCUGGCCAUCGUCUUGGUCGGUGUUCUCUUCGGCAUCACAACGCGGUGCCAUAACGUUCGCAAGUACCAUCACACCUUUACUGUCCUCGAUGAAUGAUGACGGUGGUAUGGGAGGAGCAUUCAAUUCCACCGAUCCAACGAUGGAUCGGCUCUCGCUGGAGGAAAAGUUGCGCGUACUGUUUUAUGAGUUCCUGCCAUAUCUGGCGAUAGUGUGUAUGAAUCUCGUCGUACCGCAGUUGUUUAACUAUCUGGUGCAGUACGAAAAAUACUCUCCAUUAUUCGUGAUUAAGAUCAGUCUCUUUCGGACGGUGUUUUUGCGACUUUCGUCCCUUGCAGUGCUGCUCAGUCGAUUCUACUUUCUAAUAACGCCCAUGAACGUGACGCAAAAGUUGUUGAUAAAUGCUUCCUCCGAGCAGGGUAUGGAACAUACAUCCACGAGUACACUGUCCCCAUCGACGACUACUAUUCCCACCACCAGUACCGUUACCACCUCCGCUUAUCAACUCUCCGAAAUGACGACGUCAUUCGUAGCUAAUUUAACUACGACUACGAUCUCAGUGCUCAGCACGUUGGUUAUGGAGCAGCAGCCCAUACCGGAGGCGCAAACGCAACAUCAACUACCAGCCCAGCAGCAAUGCUACGAUGAACAGAAUGGUGCUCCACAGUGCUGGGAAACGUUCGUCGGUCAGCAAUUUUACAAGCUGUUUAUUGUCGACUUUGCAACGCAUUUUCUCGUGACGUUCUUCGUAAACUUCCCCCGAGCACUGUUUGCCCGACAUUCAAGCUCACGGCUGGCAAAGUUUAUCGGCGAGCAAGAGUUCGAGCUGUCCAAGCAUGUACUAGACGUGAUCUAUUCGCAGACGCUUUGCUGGCUCGGUACAUUCUACACACCGUUUCUACCCGCUAUCGCCGCGCUGUUAUCGUUUUUAAUGUUCUACAUCAAAAAGUUCGCCUGUUUGGUGAACUCGAAUCCUUCGGCAAUACUGUAUCGAGCGUCCCGGUCGAAGUCGCUGUUCAUGUCAACGCUGCUCAUCUCGUUCACGCUCGCACUAGUGCCGGUGGUGUACGCACUAGCCGAAAUAGUGCCAUCGCGCUCGUGUGGUCCUUUCCGGGGCUUACCGUCCGUGUGGGAUCGGGCUAUAGCAGCGUUCAUGAAGAUGCCACUGUUCUUCCAGAAUGUGAUUUUCUUCUUCGGCACCGCUAGCUUCGCUAUACCGUGUUUCGUGGUGCUGACGUUCUUCAUCUACUACUACUACGCUGUCUCGACGGCAAAUCGGCACAUGGUGCAGGUGUUGAAACAGCAGCUCGUACUCGAAGGCCAUGACAAGCAAUUUCUUCUUAGCCGGCUCAGUCUAUUCAUCAAGCAGCAGCAGGAAUAUCAGAAGCGCAUGCUGCGUCAAGCCGCCGAACAGCAGCACCAAAUGCAGCAACAGUACCAGCAACACUCCAUUUCCGGUAACUCGGCCAACAAUGUGAUACCACCACCGCCACCGUCAUCUUACCAGCAGCCACCGAUCGUGCCACCACCACGAACCAACAGUCAAUCGCAAGCGUUGGAAGCGACGCCUGCGCUACCGCCUCGUGCGGAUCGAGACUCGAAACCGAGCAGUCGAGAUCGACCCAAAGAUCUUCCACCUCCUCCGAUACCGGGCGGUGGUUCCGUCUCUACCGGCAACAGUACGGGUGCGAAUUGAAGCAGGUGUGAGCAGCGCUUACCAUGAGAUUAAUACACUUUAAAACGUUUGUUCCUUUUUAUCUUCGUGUCCUGCAAUGGACUUCUCGAGACGUGUUUGUGACACACGACCCCCGAUCGUGAUAUUAUAUUCCAACUGUUAGAUUAUUUUAUGAUUUUACAAAAUCAGCGAAAUUAUUAUUAUUUAUUCUGGUAGCUAUAAGCUGUACCCCGUUUUAGAUACAAUUUUUGUUUAGGUAAAUUGAGAACUCCUAAUUGCUCUGCUACAGUUCAAUGUAGCAUUGGAUGGUAGAACAGUUCAUUAGAUGCCAUUAGUGCAAGUCACGGAUCAUUACACCUCCCUCACGAGAUAUUAGUAAUCUUUUUUUUUAUUAUCCAAGACUCCUCUCUGAGACAUGCUGUAGGUGCGGAAAGUUUCCAAUUAAAUGAAAUCAGGUGUUACGAUUAGCCGAGUAAUUCAUCCAAUGUAAAACACAUAUAACAUCAACUUCACCUCACUUUGAAAGUGUACUGUGAAGCGUCACUCAUAAUAGUCAGAUAUUUUCUUAUUUGUCGUACAUUUGUACAUAAAUCUAGGUUAUUGUAAGUAGCUAUGUGAAUGCUAUUGUGCUAUUGUGAAUAGUUUUAAGGGAUCAACUGUUCAUAAUUGCUUUUUUUUUGAAAACAACUAUCACCAACACGUGCGAAUGAAUGUGAUGAUCAUGAUACGAAAACUAUCGUAUCAUGCUUGUAAUUUGAUAGUUUGCAAUAUGUUAGAUGGAGGUAAAGAAAUCUUUUGUUUUGCGCAUAGGCUUAUUUAAAUGAAUAUAAAUUUAUUGAUCAUUAUUCAUCAAAAUGUAGUAACACAUAAUAUUGAACAUUAAAAAAUACGAAUUAAUAUGAGCAGCAAGUGUUGCACGUAGUUAAAAUGUGCGUAACGGACCGUUGAUUACGAAACUCUAAUUACCAUUUAUUUGUGGUACCUCAAUUCGGAUAAACGAAAAUAGACUUGUAAUUUUUAUUAUUCAAUUCCGAGGACCAAACUACAGACGUCUGCGCACACUGCUUUCGUUCUCUUUUGCGUCAUGUGGUGAAUCAACAAAUAACAAUGAGAGUCAUUUCUUUUUAAAACGAACAAGUAGCAAUAUUACAAUACAUGCAAAACAGAAAUUUUCUUAAAAAACCAAAAAAUCACACAAAACAUAAUACAAUUUAAGUGAAGAAAAGAAAAAAAAACGUACAGAAAGUAUCAACUUUCUAGGACAGAAAAGAUCCAAAAACAAACAGGUCGAUAGGAAAGCACAUCUUCUCGUGUGAGUAAAUGCAUAAAUGCCGAUAAUGAGACUGCCUAUUUUAAAAACAAAACUUUAGUUAGCCCAAACGACGACGCGCACAACCAAUCAAAGAUGCUGCAAUAAAUGCACUGGUGCUUUUUCACCCUCAAUUGGUAUGCAUCGUGGUAUCAAUGGUUACAUGGAACCGAAUAAACAUUGCAACUUACUGCAAGGCUCAAUGUACAGUCAGCUUUUUGAAUGAUUUACUACUAUCAUAUGUAAUACAAUAUAACUAGUAGAAAAUGCAUCGGCAAAUGCAUACCAUAUUUGUAUCGAAAUAACAGCUUUCAUCUCUCCAUUGUACGCCAUUUGCCGUCGCAAUUAAACCAACCUUUUAGUUGUGUACAUUCGCAUCAUACCCAUCCAGGGGAAGGCGUCUUAUCGAAGACUACCGAUAUUAAUAAUCGUCAUGUAUAAAUCGACAUUUUUCAUAACUACAAUUAGUAUAAUAUACGUAACAAAGGCUUUUUUGUCGAUGGAUUAAACUAAGAUCUCAUUAAAAACAUAAAAGUCAGUUGAUUCUGUUGCAUCGGGUGAAUCGUACAUCUGGCAAAUCGGUAAAACAAGUUAAGCUUAAAAAAUACUGUACCAGAUCCGGAGCUUUAGGUAAAAGAAAUAAAAUAUUCAUUAAAAUGACAACUUGGAAA